This is a messenger RNA of Aedes aegypti (yellow fever mosquito), 1562 nucleotides long. Its product is annotated as type I inositol 3,4-bisphosphate 4-phosphatase-like. Gene Ontology annotation, cellular component: cytoplasm. Gene Ontology annotation, molecular function: phosphatidylinositol-3,4-bisphosphate 4-phosphatase activity. The record is from RefSeq and is a predicted model, not a curated record. NCBI's taxonomy places the organism in Eukaryota, Metazoa, Arthropoda, Insecta, Diptera, Culicidae.
UGCUGCAGAAGGACGGACAGAGCAUAGAAAAACAGGGAGUGCAUCUUGUCUGCCACUUUUGCAGUGAAAAUUUCGGUGAAAAUAGCUUUGAUUUCCGAUCAAACCGCCUAAAAUUGUGCUUAAAAGUUACAGUAAGUGUCUGUUCUUCGUUUGUGAGUUUGGUUGCAAUGUGAAACCGCUGUGGAAAUGGACUAAUCGUAAUUUUUCUCCUCUCGUUCGGAUUGUGAAGAAAAUGUGUUGAACAAGGAAGUGAAAAAGUCACCAAUCGAUAAUCGCUCUGCGGGAGGUUUAUGUUGCUGCCAAGAGUGGGGGAAAGAAGUGUCCUACUUUCAAAUCAGCUGCCUUAAGAAAAGGGCGUUCCUGCGUUGAAACGUAAGACGGCGGAAAGCGGAAGGUGAAUCCGAGCGAUGAGAUUCAACAAACAGGAGCUGAUCACUUUGGCCACCCAACCGAGCAACAAAUUCGACAAAGAAGGUCCACUCUAUGUGACGGAGAAGCAGGAAGGAUUCUUCCGGAAAACCGAAGGAGAGGAGACCUCCAGUAACAAAGGCCCAAACGCGAAGACCCAUCAUAAGCGCAAACAGUCGCUCAGUUGCAUUGGUGGUACCCAGAAAGUCAGCCUCGAGAAGUGGUGCCGACUUCGGGGCAAUCUUCUGUUCUACUUCAAAACCAGCGACCAGUUCUCGGAACCGCAGGGAUGCAUCGUGCUAGAGAAGUACCGCUGCGUUAAGCAGGGUGACCUCAAGGAGUACGACGGUUACGUGUUCUAUCUGGAAUUCGAGGACGGCCUGCGGCAGCGGUUCGCCACCAACACCGAGCAGGAGCGCCUGGAAUGGAUGCAGGCCAUCGGGCUGGCCGGGUACGACGUUAAGCGAGCCCAGCUCAAGUACCUGCGGGAGCAGAUCGACAAGAAGCGUGGCAUGAUCCACGAUGUGGACGUCGAUAUGCUGCGGCUGCAGACCGGCAAAGAGAUAGAGCUCAACGAAGUCCCGAUCUGCGAAUCGGCCAUCUCCUGUGACAAUCUGCUGUGCGACGGCAAUGGGAAACCGCCGAACCCUUCGGUAGUGGUCCAAGUUACGUCCAACAAUCGAGCGGCCAGCGGUUGGGUCAAAUACGGACGCACCGAAGUCAUCGAGCGCAGUUCCAAUCCGCAGUUCAUCUGCACGAUAACGUUCCGGACGGGGGACGGCCUGAAUGCCAAAUCUCAGAUCCGUUUCACGGCGUACGACGUGCGGGAAAAAGUCACCCAGACUGCGGUUCCCAUUGGGUGGGCCGAGGUGGCUCUCGGAGUUAUAACGGACACUUCGCGGCUGAGGAUACCGCUGAGGACGCAGAGUCCUUGCGGAGGUAAUGCUGGGUUUAUCACGAUUGCCACUUGUGCGCCCGAUUUAGAGAAGAAGACUUCCCGGUCGCCGGCCAAGGCCGGUCUGGAUCAGCAACAGCAGCACCAGCAUCAGCAGGCUAUUGGCCAUCGGAGGUCGCAGUCGUUGCCGCCGAAAUUGGGCGUGAAAUUGUUUAUACCGCCGCCCUCGAAGCUGGCGCUGGUGUUCACCAAUCCUAAC